AAUAACUUUUAAAUAUUACAUAUUUUAAUUAAAAUUGAUUACAUUUUGAAACAGAUAGAGUAAUCUAUAAACUAACUCUAUAUAGAUAUGAGGACAAAAUUGUAAACUGGUCUCAUCUUGAAUUUCUCUCAUUCUGUGCAUUCCUAAUUGGGAGGAGAUAAUCAACAUCUAAUUUUAUGUUACAUUAAGGAUGAUGUAAGGAAGACAUAAAGAUAUAUUUCCAGUUAUCACAAAUAUAGAAUCAAUUGACUACAACGUAAUUAUGUCCAGCGUAGGACAACAUAGAAGAGUUUCCAUACCUUUUAAUAUUAUAAUAUCUCACUAUAUUAUUGGUUAAAUCAGUUUUCUCUAGCACAAAUACUCACUCAAUUCUUAGAGUUUAAGCUUUUCUAUAUGAUGAUAUUAGUAGUUUGAUCCAAAAAAAAAAAACGGUCGAACUGUACACUAUAAUUGGAGAAAGAAAACAAACAAAAAUCAACCGAAGACUUUUAAGGUAUAUGAAACAAAAAUUGGAAAUAUCAAUUCUCUGCAUUUAAAGAAUAAUGCAAUAAAAUUGUAAAAAUACAAAAUAAAACAAAAAAAUACACAGAAAGAAAGAUUUAGUAAAAUAAAAUCAUAAUAUAAAAUUGAUAGUGCUCAGCUACACUAAAAAGUCUAAAUUUACAACAUACACAGUUUUAUUUACAUCUUGAAACCUAUUAUCUAAUUAAAAUGAUUCUAAAAAAAGUGCCAGCACGAAGAGUUAAAAAAUAUACAAUAAAAUACAAUACAUAACGUUAAAAAUACAUUAUCACUGUAGCUAAAAAAACCUUAUAUAGGCUGAAUAAGCUGAAGGUUAUCUGCCAUGUACUUAUGCCAAGCUGUCAAGAAAAAUAUGUGAAACUUUGGUAGAUAAACCACAAACUAUUAAAAGAAGGUCGUAUAUAAUUCUGCAGAAUAUGUUUAUUUGCUAUGUUUAGAAGAGGGAAUCUUGUAUGUAAUUACUAUUACUGAAUUGUCAUUUCCUAAAGACAACUUUUGAAUACAUCCCAAAACUAUAAGACUUAUCAUUUCUUUGUUAGCCAAGUGAAAACCCAUUCUAGUUGCAGAUUUCUAGCAUAAGAGAAAUUCGAGUGCAUUUAGAGGAGGAAACACAUAAAAGAAGAAAAAAAUAAUAAUUACAUGAAUGAUGAAUCCAGACAAACCAAACAACAGUACUUGUCGUUGAACAAACAUUAUUUUUCUUCUAAACUCCAAGUCUCCAACAAUUGCAUACAGAAAAAAAGUCAUAAGAAAAACGCUCUACAAAGUUUCAAAAUUUUCUAGUUGACUCUUUUCUUUCUGUAAACAUCAAAGAUGUCUCCACCUCGAGCUUGUACAACGUGUUUUUUGGUUGCUUGGAAGUAACAGCAAUCCUCUUCGUCCACAAGCUCAAAAUUCAGAUUAUACUUUGACACUGAAUUUGUUGUUUUGAUUCUUAUGCGAUGGCAUCAGAUCAUAUGGUGCCUUUUAAAUGACCAAUAUGGUCACUAAACUGAGCAGUACCUUCUGAUUUUAGAGCAGAGGCUUCCCAGUUAACACAUCGGGUAAACUGUAAAUCUCUGGGGAUUCAGGGUGACUUUCACCGCAAGAAACAAAGUCGUGAACUUCGUUUCCAUUGAACUGCACACUAUUUCCUCCUCCAUUUGCCUUUCCUUCAUCAAAACCCUCUGUCCAACCGCCUCUUCUAACAACCCAAAAGAAGAAUAAGUAUUAGACAUGAGCACAUAACAACAAGUGUCAUCUGGAUCCAGGUUCAUCAAACAUUUUACUUCUUGCUGAGCAACCUCAACUUUUCCUGCAAGCACAAAGAAAACAACUCCAUAUAAUAGUGUCUUCUUCCACCAUUAUGGUCGUUAUUACUCUCUUCUUGAAACUCUUUACUUUUUGGACCCCAACACAAUGGUUUUGUGAUUCCUGAGCUUGAUUCUUUAAAUUCUCAGCUUUGCUCUCUGCUUCUCCAAGCUUUGACUGCGUCUUGUAGGCUUGAUUACCAACUAAUGCUAGCUUAAUCAAAUCAAAUAUGGCCGACAGCAAUAUCUAUUUUGUUGACUGUGACUAUGACUUGCUCCACACCAAAAGCUAUAAAAACCCAUGUAUGCUCCUUGUCUGCCCUUUCAAAUUAUCUAAGCCAGCUUCAAAAGCACCAAUAGUUGCAUCUAUGACCAGAAUCACAGCAAGUUCGGAACCAUGAGCUAGGUAAAAUACUGAACUCCUAAAAGUACACCACCAGUUCUGUUGAAGGAGUGUGUUCAAUUUAUUUUUAAAAUAUGACCGAAUAAGUGAAAAUCAAAGCAACAAAAUGUUUGAUGAGGGCUUACGGGGAAAUGAGGAAAUGGACUACAACUCGAGUAGUUGCGGUGACAUUGUUGAGAGCAGAGCCUUGGACAGACUGUAUGUGGCCUACAACAUCUACAAAUAAAUAAACUGGUUUGAAAUGGUAACAACAACAACCAAAGCUCUCUUGUCCAAAAAAUAAGCUUCUUCAUUCCAAAGAACCUAUGCAUCCACGCUAGCCUUAGUACCAGUUACAAUAUUCCACGGAUAAAACUACAAUUCAGACCCAAAAGAAACAAAGGAAGAAAAAAAUAGAUGAACUCCAAGCAUUUAGAUGGGACUUACUUCUCUCUCAGGCUUGGGAACACAACAUUUGACUAAGCAUCAUUUGAUUAUUGUCCUCAGCUUCCCUAUACAUAUGUUCCAGUCAGAGAAUAGAUUAGUUCCAAAAUGGGGAAUCAAAUCAAUUUCCUUUCAACUAAUAGACACGCACACUUUUUAGCAUCUUCUGGUUCUCUGUCUUGAUCUGGAUUCUACAUUGAUGAAUGCCAUGGAUCCCCUUCUAAUUAGGUUAGUUCAAGAUGAGGCAAAAAUAUUUUAAAAUGAAAAAUUUCCCAAUUGAAAAAGAUAAAACCGGCAUAAGUGAAGGUUACGAAAAAAUAUAGUGCCAUGUCAAGCCAUGAGCUCUUGCUUUCUGCUAUGUCUAGUAGCUUCUGUUUUCGGAUCAGCCUACACAGAAGAAAUAUAAGAGACAUAUUAAUAAAACAUCAAAUUGCAAACAUCGUAUUUUCAAAUAAAACCCAGCCAUUGUUACCAUGUUUCCAUGUCAGGAUCUAUGCGGCAGAAGGAUCCACUGUUGAUUGCUCCGGUAACCAUGACGCUAGCGCUGAGGGGAUCUGGCCGAUAUUGACAGUAUAUACUUCUAGAUCUAGAAAAUGGAAAGGCUUGGUUCAGAUUUAGACUGCAACUAUUGAUUUCAAAAUUCACUAUACCUUUGGCGGGUGGAUUUGUAGCCGGAGCUUUUACCAGCUCCUUCACUACCUUUUGAACAUGGCUUCCUAAGUUCACAUGAACUGGAAUAAAAAUCACCAGAACUCCACUUGUACGGCGUCGUAGUAGCUUAACUAAACAACCAACACAAACAUCCCUCUGUCUUUAGAAAGGACUCUUAGAAACUGGUACGUGAAAAAUACAUCAAAAAUAUCUUCAGAUAUUAUGGAAACGACUAUACCAUUAUAAACAUACACAAAAGGAGCCAGAAUAGACUAAAGGCAAGGAAUCUGGAGCCGCUGUGAAAAGAAAUUGAAUUUGUCAGGAAAUAGAGAGAAAGCAGUUGAACAAAAAUAUGAAACAGAUAAAUCCAAGGAAACAUACGAUGGGCUCUUCAUAAUCCUUUGAACUUAUGUAUUCGACAUGGCUGGCUGAGGACGUUUAAAUUCUCUUUCAAGCUUCGGUAAAGAAUAAAAACUCUAACAUGGUGUGAGAUUGUUGAAAUACAAUGCAAGAGGAGACUUGCCAGAGGAUUGAACUGAUUUCAUGGCCAUCGAUCCAAGUUGUUGAAUAUGAUUCCAUGAAAGCUUUGACGACGGGUUUAUAUAAGCAAGAGAGGAAGGUGGAAGGAGCAUAAAUGAAUAAUUAAGAGUGGGUUGCGAGUAAAACGGACAGGAUUGGAGGAAUUUGGAACGAUGAAGACAUAUGAAUUUAUCGACUCAGCCUCGACUGUUUUAGGGUUUCUUUUGAAUUGGGUUUAUGAGCCAACUACUUCAAUUUACGGAUCAAGAAAAAAAAAAGCAGCCCAACACCGGUGUGACGUGGACAAAUAAACUCAUCCCAUUGGCUGAUUUUAAUAGCCGACGUGGAUGGUCUCUCUGUUGCUCGUAUUCGGCUUUUAGUAUUGUAGAUGAUUUGUUUCUACUGUGAUGUUAUUAUUAUUGGUACAUACAUAGAUUACCCGGUUUGUUAUUAUUAUUGAUAUGAUGUAUGUCUAUUUUAGUAUGGCUAAUAAAAUAGUUGUAUUUUAAAUGACAAUAUUUUAUCAGUAGAAAACAAAUUAUAUUUUAACAGAAUACAUAUACGUCGUUUUUAUGUCAAAAGACUCAAAACUUUAGAAGUGAUUUCUUAUAAGAACUCCAAAUAAAACUUAAAAUUAAACAAAAUUCCAGAUUUGACCUAAUAUUACUUUUCAUCGCGACUCCUAUAAAUGCCAUCUCAACAAAGUGUCGAGAGAAAAGCUUUGAAAGUGCAUAAAAUAUAAUUCCGAAAGUUUCUACCAUUAUCAUAUAAAUAAACCGCAGUAUGUCCUCCAUUACAAAUCUUCCCCAUGCAGGCUUCGAUGCAAAAGUCUUAAACAACCAACCAAGCAACAUACCAUCGGAAUACGUAUGGUCCGACGAAGACAAACCCUCAACCGACAUCAAAGAGCUCCAAAUCCCUAUCCUCGACAUCUCCAGUUUUCUCUCCGGACAAGACAACCAUGUCGCGAUUUCUCAAGCGUCUAGGCUCGCGUCCGAAGCUGCGAAGCUUCACGGCUUCUUCCUCGUCACAAACCAUGGAGUUCAGGAGGGGAUAUUGGCACGUGCCUACAAGUGUAUGGGCACGUUUUUUUACUUGCCGGCGUCGGAGAAACAAAAGGCCAAGAGGAAAUGGGGUGAGAUCUCCGGUUACGCUGAUAGCUUUGCCGGAAGAUUCUACUCGGAGCUUCCGUGGAAGGAAACGUUGACGUUUAGAUUCUCUGCUGAGGAGAAGCUCAGGAGCGGCACGGAAACAGUUAAAGAUUACGUUUCUAAGACAAUGGGAGACGGGAACGAAGAGUUUGGGUAAUAUAUACACCUUCCGUAUUUGGAAAAGAUAUGUUUUAGACUUUAAUUAAUUCAAUUUGAUUUAAAACUAAAAUAUAAAUUUAAAAUAUGAAUUGUAUACCAAUAAAAAUAAAACUAAACAAAGCUAGUAAAUGAUAGAUAAGAAUAUGUAUAAAUCUUAAACCUUAAUCGUUCAAAUACAGAAAAGUAUCAGCCAUCUAGAACUAUUUAUAAACUAGUAAAAUCAUAUAUGUUUUAGCUAACUUAUAUGAAAAUAUUUUAUCCAAAGAAUGUCAUGCAGAUCUAGUUAAUAAUGUAUAUUUUGUGAUUGUUUCAUGCAGAACUGUGUUUCAAGAAUACUCAGAGGCGAUGAACACACUUUCGCUAAAUAUCAUAGAGUUUCUUGGAAUGAGUCUUGGGAUCGAAAGACGCUAUAUGAGAGAGUUUUACCGAGAUAACGAUUCGAUACUUAGGUUGAAUUACUAUCCACCAUGCAAGCAGCCAAACCAUACAUUAGGGACAGGACCCCACACCGACCCGACUUCUCUAACCAUACUUUAUCAAGACCACGUCGGUGGUCUUCAGGUUUACGUGGAGAACCAGUGGAGAUCCAUCGCUCCCAAGCCUCAAUCAUUCGUGGUUAACAUCGGCGAUACCUUCGUGGUAAUUAAGUUAGCAUUUUUUUUAAAGUUAACAUUUUCUUUACGUAAGAGACAAAGAUUUUGACAUUUUGUAUGUGCAUCCAAAACUCAUAUUUAAGCGUGAUUCAAAAUCUCAUAAUGCUGAGAAUGAUUGUUUUUGUACCCACUACCCAUGAGACUCGAGACAAAAACUGUCUCGUGUUUUAGAUGUGGGUCGCUUUAUUAGGAUGGUGGAACCGUUGCAUAUGCACUACAUAUAUUAUGUAUUACAUCGAAAAUGUAUCCAUGGUAUACUCCUAGUAAUUUAUAUAUAUAUGGACUAAUCGAGUUAUUACAAAUCGGUUUUGUGUUGACAUAGCAUCAAGUAUAAAUUUAUCCAGGUAUUUUACAUAUGAAAUAUUUUUCCUGAAACUUAUCAUGCAAGAAACUUUGUAAGAGUAUUGAAAGUCUGUAUCUUCUUUUAUAGGCGUUGACGAAUGGAAUAUACAGAAGUUGCUUGCACCGGGCAGUGGUGAACCGAGAUAGGGAAAGGAUGACAUUAGCAUUUUUCUUAUGUCCACAAAUGGACAAAGUGGUGAAACCACCGAAGGAGCUACUAGAAGUGUCCGGCCAAAGGCUGUAUCCUAACUUUACAUGGUCCAUGUUUCUUGAGUUCACGCAGAAGAAUUAUAGAUCCGACAAGAACACUCUUCAAAAGUUCUCAGACUGGCUUAGGAGCAAAGAAGUUAUCGACAACAAACUUGCCGGACAAAGUUAGAAAGAGACUGAGAGAUA
This is a messenger RNA of Brassica napus (rape), 6508 nucleotides long. Its product is annotated as gibberellin 20 oxidase 3-like. The record is from RefSeq and is a predicted model, not a curated record. The coding region runs from base 4591 to 5115 and encodes 174 amino acids. Lineage: Eukaryota; Viridiplantae; Streptophyta; Magnoliopsida; Brassicales; Brassicaceae. The transcript has a single exon. Gene Ontology annotation, biological process: response to light stimulus; flower development; gibberellin biosynthetic process. Gene Ontology annotation, molecular function: gibberellin 20-oxidase activity.